CGCUAAAUCAUGGUGAAGUUCUUUGAUAUUAUUUCCAAUGAGAAUGAAGUAUUCAGAUCUUUUGCUUUUUGGUCGGUUGUUCUUCUCGUGAAAACCCUGGCUAUGGCCUAUCUAACAGGACGAGUACGUUGGACAAAGAAGGUUUCAGCAAAUGAAGAAGAUGCCGCGAAAUACAAUGCAAAGAUCAAAUUUGACGAUCCCGACGUAGAACGUGUGAGACGAGCCCAUCGAAAUGACUUGGAGAAUAUUUUUCCAUUCAUUCUUGUGGCAUUCUUCUACGUGUUGACAAAUCCCGAGCCAACACUUGCAAUUAAUCUCUUUAGAAUUGCAGCCAUUGCAAGGAUCAUCCAUACUCUUGUCUACGCUGUGUGGGUUGUACCUCAACCUGCUCGGGGGUUGGCAUUCUUCGUAUGUCUCGCAUCUACCCUCUACAUGGCGUUCAAGACAAUCUUGUUCUUUAUGUGA
Molecule: messenger RNA, 465 nt
Organism: Lutzomyia longipalpis
Lineage: Eukaryota; Metazoa; Arthropoda; Insecta; Diptera; Psychodidae
Product: microsomal glutathione S-transferase 1-like
Exons: 3
Coding region: 10-465 (151 amino acids)
Cellular component (GO): membrane
Source: RefSeq, a predicted model, not a curated record